CCAAUGUUUAAGAAGAUGAAAAACAAUUCAAUUUUGAUAAUUAUAACAUUUGAAAAAAUACCCAUUAAAAUAUUUCAGAUAACAAAUCGUCCCAAUAAUAUUCCUGAACAAGAAUUUUAUAGAAGACAGCAACUGCAGCAGCAGUCAGGACAGAAUGGCAACAACCCGUAUGGCAAUACCCAAAACCCAUAUGGCCAGAACCAGUAUGGCAACCAGAAUAACCAGUAUGGCAACCAGAAUAACCAGUAUGGCAACCAGAAUAAUCAGUAUGGCAACCAGAAUAACUAUGGCAAUAACCAAUAUGGCAACAACCAGUAUGGCAACAAUCAAUAUGGCAACAACCAGUAUGGCAAUAACCAAUAUGGAAGCAGUUCAUAUUAUGGAACCUGUGGAUCUGCAAUCAAUGUUUGUCAGUUUACAGUUUUUGUACCAAAUGGCACAGCUGUUUAUAACUACUAUAUGACCUCCCUAGGCAACCAGAUUACACGUGACUUACCUCGAUACAGAUGGGUUUUACGGAGAUUGAUUAUUCCAAACCAGCUGGUUUUCAUUGAACAGCUUCCGGUUAGCUCACAGUCAUACCGAUACACGGCUCACAAUGGAGAUCAAUUAAUUCUUAGAAAGGAAUCAGAAAACACUGUUCGUCUGUCCUGGAGCGGAAUGUCUGCACGAGUCAUAAUGUCAGAUUUAGGAGCCACGAAUGGUGUGGUUCACAUCAUUGACACUGUGUUGUCACAGUUGAGUGACCAGACAGUAGACAUUAGUGCCAGCACAGCCCUUUCAGGAAAUUUCUGUGUCUUUGGGUUAAUUGCCUUUACUUUGUGUUUGUUGCAUAAACUUUGGAGAUAGUCAUGUUUGUUAAGAAUUUUCAUUUACUGCAUUUUUUUUUUCUCAUUUUUAAGUCAAUGAUACGUAAAUUGAAUGUCUUUAUAUAGAAGAGUUUCAUCAAUGAUACAUAAUGUCUUUAUAUACAAGAGUUACUUUUAAUCUGAAUGACAAGAUAUAUUUUAUAACCAUGAAUUGUUUUUAGUCUAUUUGAUACAAAUGUUUACAGACUUAUGAUAUAUCUACCAUUUUUGUUAGAAAAAAAAAUCUAUGAAUUUCCCUUUUUUUACUUUUAUAAUACAUUAUAUCUUUAAGGCAGGAUUUUAUAGGGAGUAAUUUCAUAUACACAUUAGCUAAUGCCUGUACUGGUGCAGCAUUAAUUACUAAACUACUAUUUUUAAGAAUUUAUGAUAUAUUGUUCUAAUUAUGAUUUGAUUUUUAUACAGUGCAAAAAAUUCAUUCAUUUAGAUCAUAAAUUUUUUUAUUUUUCAUCUUGCCAUUUCAUUAUGCAUUCCAUUUAUAUAUUUCAAUAUGCAAGACAGUUUGUCUUAAUGCAGCGAGACAUGUUUGAGGGUUGGUUUGGUUUUUCGCAUAAUUGAAUUAAUAUCAUCCGUGCCUUACGAUGUUCAAGAAUAUCGGGCCCCUGGUCCUGAUUUCAGGCUUCUGACUGCCAGAAUUUCCCUAUAUAACUCUAUUGAAAAUUGAGAUUUUGGGUUUGAUAAUGUAGAUUUUCAGGUUUUUGAUUUUUCAAUGAAUCUAAGUGACAAAGAUGACAUAUAUAUUUAUCAAGUGUCAAAAUCACAUAGAAAAAUAAAUGCUGUGAUUUCCAUUGAGAAUCAAAGGGAAUUACACGGUCAGGCCGCCUAAGACAACUUUCUUAUCUAAUCAGAUUUCAACUUCUCCCCUAAGAAGACAUGAAUUUUUAUUCAAGUUUGAUUAUGCGUAAAGCGUCAAACCUUUUCAAAUAUGACUGUAUACUAGAUAAAUGCAUAUAAAUUCAGGAACUAUCGUAUAUUCCCUUAUUAAACCCCUUUCACCCUUAAAUUCUGACAUUUUUGUAUCUAUUUGAACUAUAAAUCAAACUACUAGCGAUUAAAUUAUUAGCUUGCCUGAUUUUCCAGGAGGUAUUAUCGUCACUUGAUUGUUGACGUUGGUUAAAUUGUUUUAGGUCAACUUUUUUUCCCAAAAACCAUAAGAGCUACAGCUUUGAAACUAUGUACACUUGUUUGCCAUCAUUAGUUGACUUAGUAGGCCAGGAACCAUAUCUCUGAUAUAUAUUUUGUCAAAAUUGUGGCCCUUUUUGUACUUAGAAAAUUUAUCAUCAUUAGGUGACUGUGUAGGCCAAGUACCAUAACUCUAACCUGCAUUUUGUCAGAAUUAUGGCCCUUUUUGUUCUAAGAAACUUUGAACUAUAAAACUCUUGUUACAAUUGUAGCAACAUCAUAGGGAUGAUGUCCGCUUAGGACAAAAAUUCACUUCUUUUUUUUUUGAAAAUAUGGAGGGGGGAAGUGUUAAUCAGGGAAUAUAUGGAAUAUAUUAUAUACAUUCCAAUUGUCUAGUGAAAUGUUCAUGUUUUGUGACACACAUUCCAGCCACAUUGUAAAGUUUUAUUUGUUUUGUCACACAUUCCAGCCACUUUGUAAAGUUCUAAUUGUAUUGUGACACAUUCCAGCCACUUUGUGAAGUUCAAAUUAAUAUUGUCUGGUGGUAUAUCAAAAUCUGCAGUGUUGUCUUCGAAUUUGUUUUUGUUUUUUUAGAUAUUUCAGUCUAAAUUUUACUACAUUCCAAUGGUACUAUGAGAUAUUUGAGUCAAGGUAGUUCAAAAUAUUUUGUGAAAUAUUUCUAUGGGACAGUAAUUUCAUAUCAUUUAACCCUGCUAUUUUACAUGCAGUGACCAUCUAGCACAAAUAUUCAUUCACUUGUUAAGGAAUCAUAAAGAUAUUGUUUGAAUUCCAAACAUUUGUAAAUAACACGUUGUGAUACCCUAUUCUUUCUAUAUCAAAAGAGAGCUCAUCUCCAAAAUUAUAAUUUUCAAAACAUUAAAACCUUGUCAGCAGGAGGGGCCUCCAAGGCUGAGUGGUUAGAGUCGUUGACUUCAAACCAUUUGCCCCUCAUCGAUGUGGGUUCGAAACCUCAUUUGGGGCGUAGAAUUCUUCACGUGAGGAAGCCAUCCAGCUGGCUUACGGAAGGUUGGUGGUUCUACCCAGGUGCCCGCUCGUGAUGAAAGUAUGCAUGGAGGGGCACCUGGGGUCUUCCUCCACCAUUAAAGCUGGAAAGUCGCCAUAUGACCUAAAAUUGUGUCGGUGCGACGUUAAACCCAACAAAAUAAAUAAAUAAAUUGUCAGCAGGAUGAAAUAAUCAUAGAUCUAUGUGAAGUUUUAGUGCAACUUGGCUGCGUGCGAGCUUUGGAGGAUAUGCUCUGUUGUUGAUGUAACAUCUUCCCUGAACCCCCAUUCAUUCAGCAGCUGUUAAGUCUUCAGAGGACUUGAUCACUUGAUAUGUGAAGUUUUAAUUGACAUUUUUGCUGCUGUUUUAAUUGAUAUUUUUGCUGCCUAUGCUUUGUAUAUUUUGAUGAAAAAAUCUUCAAAUAUAAAAAAAAAACUAACUGUUAAGGUAUUACUGCCUGACUAUUUAUAUAAAAUCCCCUUCCAUAGUUUGUGCUGUUGACCAAUCUAUAGUUCUACACAAAAUUUUGCUGGGUUAAAGUCAAAUCAUUAAGGAAAAAAUUAUGAAAAAUUAUUUCUGAUGUCAUGUAAUAAAAACGUUUUCGAAUGGCGUGCUGGUCAAUGUUCACAUCAUUGACUAGCAAGUCAUUCGAUGAAACGAGUUCCUAAUAGGGAGGUAUAGAAAAAAAUCACCUGCUUGUUUCAUUGCAUUUAUUUAUACUUCCAUGCUGUAUUUUAUACUGUAAAAGCAGAAAUUUUGCGAGGGUUUAAUUAACGCUAUAUUCGCGAGGCCCUAGAUCUAGUGAAAAUUAAUUCUCGCGUAAAUAUUCAUCAUUAGUAUAAUUAUAAUUCAAGUAGGAUAUCAUUUUUACAAUUUCCCGAAUAUUAAACCUCGCGAUCAUACUCAAAAUUUCAAAUUCGCGAAAUUUUGACCCAGCGAAAAUACGUGCUUUUACAGUAUAAUUGACAUCUAAAUAGUCAAAAAUUAAUCAUGAUGUAUCAAACUAGUUUGUCUCGAAACUCUUGAUUUUUAUGUACAUUUACUGAUAUUUAAACAUGUAUAUCUAUUUCUAUAUCUAAAUAUACAUUUAAACAUGUAUAUCUAUGUAUGCUUGACAAAAUUAAAGUUUGCACGCUAAUAUAGAUUAGAGAAUAUAUCAAAGACUUAGAAGAAAAUGAGAGAAGCUGUGAGGUCUAUGCCCAGUGUUUCUUGAUAUUUGUUCAACUUUUAUCUUGCUGAAAUGUAAUGAAUGACGAAAAACAUUGAUCUUGUGUUUCUGGGAAAAAAAAAACAUUUUCUGAAAUUAAAAUAGGUAAGGUUUUUGGCAAACAGCCAACAGUAAACGUAGAGCUUUUUCUAUUUCAUGUAUAACCCUUAUCGUGCUGGACACAAUUGAUUCUGCCUUUGCGACCAGUGUAGAUCAUGAUCAGCCUGCACAUCUGUGCAGUCUGAUCAAGAUCUGCACUGUUUGCCAUUCAGUCAGUACCUUCUAACAGUUAGUGGUGCUGUCCAGAUUGAAAGAUUGGCAAGUUCAUUAUAGAAAUUUAGCAGGGUAAGGGUUAAAGAGGAGAUAACAUAAUUAUUUGUAGUAGCAAAAAUAGGAAUUUUUAAUCACUAUUAUUUAAGAAUACAUAUGUAAAUAUAUAGCUGUUAGAUCUAUUUAAGUGCUUGCUCUUACAAAAUAAUAUGUAUUUAAAGAGGUCAAUAGUGCCAUAAAAAUAAAUAAUUUCAUAAUUUAUAAAAAAAAAAAUGACAUUAUACAUUGUACAGUCUUAGUUGUAUAUUUUUCUAAAAUGUUUUUCAUAAUUUUUGUAUAAAAAAAAAGAUAGAUUAAAGAUAAUAAAACAGCCCUAACAAAAUAAAUUUCCAUUUCUUUUACGGUAUUGGACCCGUAAUGACUUAGCAAAGUAUGUAUUCUCCAUUAUGUUGUUUUUCAGCAUUUACAGGAAUUAACGGAAAGUCAUGCAUGCUUUGAGCUGCAUUUACAUCGAAAGAAUACGGAAUCGACAAAUAAGAAAACAUUAGAACUUGGAAAUUGCCGAGUGUCAAUAUGGGUCCACUACCUUAACUGUUAGAAAUUUGCAGCAUUAUUUUAUUUUUUUUAUACUUACAACAGUCUACCUUUUAUCUAUUUGAAACAGCAUUAGCAUUUUUCAUAUUUUUAUCUGGUAAAGGCAUAGUAUUAUUAUAAUGUUUGAUUUUUAGCUUGACUAUUCGAAGAAUAGGUAGGGCUGUUGGACUCGCACGUGCAUCAGCGUCAGUGUUGGCGUCUGCGUCAUGAUUUUGUUGUGUUUUGUAUGUAAUCUGGUAUCUCAGUAACCACUUGUGGCAAUGCAUUAAAACAUCACACUUAUAUUCACUAUGAUAAACUAAUUUACAAUGCAAUUCUGUUUUGCUUUUUACAAAAUUAUGUCCUUUUGGAUUUAGCAGUUUUUGGUAAAGUUUUUGUAUGUAAGCUCGUAGCUCUGUACCCAGUAAUGGGAAUGAAUUUGAAACUUCACACACUUGUCCACUGUGAUGAGCUGACAUGCAUUGUACAGGUUUCAUAAAUAUGCUUUUUAUCUUUACAAAAUUGUUCCCCUUUUUCCGACUUCUUUAUUCAUUCAGUUGAAAAGGCUAUUGAAUAGUCAAGCGUUCCUGUGCUCUGACAGCUCUCGUUUUCCACCUAUUUUCUAUAUUUAGACUGCUCCAUUAACCCAGACAACUCCUGCAUUUUGGGACUUCGAACAGCAGGUUUUGUACUGUAAUUUUACUAUCCAUUAAUUUAAAAUCCACCUGUCAUGUUUGUAUAUGUACCACAGGGUCAGUAUCUGUUGUAAUACUCUACACCUUGCUUGGAAUAGAUCAUAAUUAACUCAAAGAUCAUGAUUAACUCAAAGAUCAUAAUUAACUCAAAGAUCAUAAUUAUAACUCAACAUUUGUCCAAGUUUUGGAGUUUAACUUGCAGGUUUUAUGAACAACGCAAUUAUUACAUAAACAUGAGAUCACAGUCCAGUAGUAACAAAGACACAUGAUCAGUAUAGAACAACUCUUGUUCAAAAACGUGAAAGAAGCAUUUCAGAUUAGAACAUAAAACGUUCAUCUAUAUCAUAAAAAUCAUUAUUACUUUUACUCAAAUUCUAAAUGUUACUAUAUCAUAUUAUGGAGCCUGCCCGCUUAGCUCAAUAGAGUGAGCGCCGAUCUACUGAUCACGGGGUCGUGAGUUCGAUCCUCGGGUGGGUCUAACUAAAAUGAUGGCGUUAAACCCAAAACAAACAAAUGUUUAUUUGCCAUAAGCAGUUAUGUUUUGGCACCCAGGCUUGAAAUAAGUGCAAAGGCCUUCCCUUGCAAAAUAUAUCAGUAGCAGAAAAUAUAGUCUAUAAAACAUAGUUGAAGACCUUGAUGUGAUAUUAUGGUUAUAGUGCAUAGAGUACGUGUGCUGUUUUACUGUUGAUAUUAUGAGAGAUGCUUUACCAUAUUUAAUAUAAUUUAAUACAAUAGAUAAUUCUGGAAAAUGACAAUGAAAUGUAAACUUGAUUUUGUAAGAAAAACAUUCCGUGCGUACAUUUACAUUAUAUUUUCUUUAAAAAAAGGAUUCUUUUGUAUAAUUGCAACUUUUUAUUAUUAAGAAAUCAGGACUUUCUAUAAAAUUUGUGAAAUGACUACAUUUUAUCUUUUUUGAAACCUACUUGGUCUCAAUACUGAUACUAAAUAGAGUAAUUAGUUAAUAGCUUGUAUCAUAAAUUUGUACAUAGCUGUAUAUACUUCUAUGGCAUUUUGUAAUUAUAAUUGUAAUUUUAUCAUAGGACUAUGAUUGUUCAGUAAAUAUGAUUAAAUCAUAUAGGAUUCAAUCCAUUCUGUAAAUUACAUUCUGUCAUGUUUUCAUAUGUACCAUAUUUACUCACCUAUAAGACCAGAUUUUACUCCUAAAAAAUCCAACCAAAAUUAAUGUGUUGUUUGGUCUAUUAAGUAGGGCUGUCAUCGAUAGAAACGAUAUCGAUGUAUCAACGAUUUUUUUUUGUCGAUCGAUUAUCGAUUCCCAUUUUCAAAAAUCGAUAUUUUACAGGGAGAAAAAACUACCCAAAUAAACACUCAGACCCUAAAAAACAACUUAAGUUCACAAAGUUGUAAAUUUGGAUGAAUGCAAAAAAGGAGUGAAGGCAAAAUAAAAAUGAAAGAUGUUAUUAAUUUUUAUGUAUUUCUUUUAUUUCAUAAUUUCAAAUACAACACAAUGAAACAGAAAUAUGGAAAGUAGGCAAUAAAACUUAAAAUAGCAUUUACAGGAAGGUAUAUAGUAUUAUAUGAACAAAUAGGUCGUUAAUCUAACUUAAUAAUCAGUAUAUCGAUGUAUCGUCGAUAUUUGUCUUCUGAUAUAUCGGUAUCGUCGAUACGCCUAAGACCCAAUCAAUGACAGCCCUACUAUUAAGUGAAUCAAUAAUCCGAUAAGUUUUUAUGAAAAAAAGUCUGUAAAUACCGACAGUUUUGAAGUUAUUAGAGGAAAAAGUCUUACAAAUCGUCUUAAAAAUGGGUAAAUACGGCAUUUAUAUUGAAGUUAAGGAUGUGCUCGAUUUUUAGUAGAUUUAAAGUUUUAAAUAUUUUUAUACAAAUUUAGUUUUAACGCAUUCUUCAUGACAUUUAUGUAUAUCAUUAUGUGUGUAUAUAAUCGCAUGUUACAUAUCAGUGUCUUGUGUAUAUCAUAUCAUAGAAACAUAUCUGUAAGAAAUAAUGGUAAUUAACAAGAAAAUGUAAGUUUCUACAUUUUAAUGGUCAACAAAACCACCAGUUUUCAUAAAGUUUAUGAAAGAGAUGAUUAAUUUGUGCAGUCUGUUUCAUUUAUUUUCUCAUUUUUCAACAGCAAAGUGCAAUUCAAUCAUUUUUUUUAAUUGAUUGAUACUAAUAUCGAUAAUUUCUUGCCAAGAUUUCUUUUAACUUGGAAAUAACUCUGGUUUAUUAAUCUGUCAAUUUUCAAAAAAAAGCCUUAACAUGCACCAUAUUAUGUAGAUUGUUUUAAAUUAAGGUGGCCCACAUGAUUAGUACAAUAGGGAGAGCACGGGUCUAUGGAUCGCUGGGUCAUGAGUUUGAUUCCCGGAUGAGGCAUGUGUUCUUGGUGACACUUGAUAAAAGACAUUGUGUUUGAAAUCACCCAUCAUCCAUCUGUAGUUCAUGUGGAGAAGUUGGCAGUUACUUUUUAAGAACUGGUUAAUACCGGUACAGAAUCUAGGAACCCUGGUUAGGUUAACUUCCCGCCUUCAGUUAACUGAAAUACUGUUGAAAAUUGGCGCUAAACCCAAAACAAACUAUCUAGAGGGGAUUAUACUUAAUGAAGAUACUGAAGAAAUGAAGGCAUGUACAACUUGUGUUCAGUUUUAUGUACUGUUGUAAAGUAAGCACAAUUUUUAAAGAAUUUGUACUAUCAUGAUAGCAAUUUUUAAUUUCUGAAGUAUGCAUCAAUUUAGGACAAAUUUUACAUCAUUUAUAAGUCUAUACAUAAAUGUUUAAAUAUUCUAACUUUGACGCUUUUUGAGCACCAGUAAGGCUUAUAAAUUUCUUAGCUAUUAAAUGUAAGUUGCUCUGUGCGUUUUAAGUACAGGUUUAUCCUUACAUGUAAUUAUUUUUAUACCACUAUUUUGUUGUAUAUCGCAUAUUAUGUUCAUUGCCAUUAUGUGUACAUAUCCCCUUUUUACACAAUAAAAUAUUUUAUUAGUGAUAA
Mercenaria mercenaria is the source of this 8680-nucleotide messenger RNA. Its product is annotated as myb-like protein P. The transcript has 4 exons. The record is from RefSeq and is a predicted model, not a curated record. Bases 4 to 849 code for a protein of 281 amino acids. NCBI's taxonomy places the organism in Eukaryota, Metazoa, Mollusca, Bivalvia, Venerida, Veneridae.